Nannizzia gypsea CBS 118893 is the source of this 918-nucleotide messenger RNA. RefSeq lists its product as hypothetical. The transcript has 4 exons. The record is from RefSeq and is a predicted model, not a curated record. NCBI's taxonomy places the organism in Eukaryota, Fungi, Ascomycota, Eurotiomycetes, Onygenales, Arthrodermataceae. Bases 1 to 918 code for a protein of 305 amino acids.
AUGAAACCCAGCACUCCAACCGCCUCCGAGCAACAACAGGGAACCGAAGACAUAUGGAAAGAUCCAAAGGUUGUUGAAGACUACCGGUCCGCGGAGAAGGUGACCACUGCUUUUGCGACGUCACUGAUUGAGCAGUCAGGUAUCUUGUCCAUUCGGAGUGAGGAGGAAUCACUGUCCAUUCUAGACAAUGCUUGCGGGACAGGGGCCGUCUCGGCCGUUCUGCAUGAGAUGCUUCCUGAUUGGAAGACCAAGUGUAAGUGGAAGUUGACAUGUGCAGAUCUGUCUGAGGCAAUGGUCAAUGCUGUCAAGGAGAAGAUAGAGGUUGAAGGAUGGGGAAACACCGACACUGCUGUCGCGGAUCUGCAGGAGACCGGAUUGCCGGCUAGCAACUACAGUCAUGUAUUUGCCUCAUUUGCGAUAAUGGGUGUACCAAAACCACAGGAGAGCCUUGAUGAGUGCCUCCGAAUUCUAAAGCCGGGUGGAACACUCGCAUUCACAACCUGGAAAAAGAUUGGAUGGAGUGAUGAUGUCAACGCUGCCAUUGCUACCGUGGCCCCCGAUCUUCCACGACCCACGUCCGACGAGUUCCUAAUGUCACUCGGAAGCGGCGACGAAUGGCACAAUCCCGCCUGGGUUGAAAGUCAGCUGCAGAAGCGAGGGCUCGGAGAUAUCCAGGUCAGGCUUGUGCAAAAGACUAUGGCAACAAGCACACAUUCGGAGAUGAUGCCAGCAUUGACUCCAAUUAUGUUGCAUUUACCAGCGAGGUUUUGGAGCGAGGAGCAGAGGGAAAAGUAUGGCUCUAGUUUAGCACCGGCAGUCUCAGAUUACUUGACAUCAAGGUACGGUGUUGACAACCCUAUUCCCAUGGACUGGAUAGCCAUCGUGGCUACUGCAACGAAGCCAGUCGAGACGAAUUAG